Molecule: messenger RNA, 876 nt
Organism: Macrobrachium nipponense
Lineage: Eukaryota; Metazoa; Arthropoda; Malacostraca; Decapoda; Palaemonidae
Product: gastrula zinc finger protein xLCGF3.1-like
Exons: 1
Coding region: 1-876 (291 amino acids)
Source: RefSeq, a predicted model, not a curated record
AUGUGGGAAAGCAUUUUCCAGAAACAAAGUCUUAAAGUUCAUAUGAGAUUACAUACUGGAGAAAAAGCUCAUUCAUUUGCAAAAGAAUGUGGGAAAGCCAUUUAUUUGCAAGAAUGUGGGAAAGCAUUUUCCCAUGAACUAAGUCUUAAAGUUCAUAUGAGAUUACAUACUGGAGAAAAGCCAUUCAUUUGCAAGGAAUGUGGGAAAGCAUUUUCCCACAAACCACAUCUUACAAUUCAUAUGAGAACCCACACUGGAGAGAAGCCAUUCUUGUGCAAAGAAUGUGGGAAAGCAUUUCCCAGGAAAGAUCAUCUUACAAUUCAUAAGAGAAUCCACACUGGAGAGAAUCCAUUCAUAUGCAACGAAUGUGGAAAAGCAUUUUCCCAGAAACAAAGUCUUAAACUUCAUAUAAGAUUACAUACUGGAGAAAAGCCAUUCAUUUGCAAGGAAUGUGAUAAAGCAUUUUCCCAGAAACAAAGUCUUAAAGUUCAUAUGAGAUUACAUACUGGAGAAAAGCCAUUCAUUUGCAAGGAAUGUGGGAAAGCAUUUUCCCAUGAACUAAGUCUUAAAGUUCAUAUGAGAUUACAUACUGGAGAAAAGCCAUUCAUUUGCAAGGAAUGUGGGAAAGCAUUUUCCCAGAAACCACAUCUUACAAUGCAUAUGAGAACCCACACUGGAGAGAAGCCAUUCGUGUGCAAGGAAUGUGGGAGAGCAUUUCCCAGGAAAGAUAGUCUUACAAUUCAUAUGAGAAUCCACACUGGAGAGAAUCCAUUCAUUUGCAAGGAAUGUGGGAAAGCAUUUUCCCAGAAACAAAGUCUUAAACUUCAUAUGAGAUUACAUACUGGAGAAAAGCCAUUCAUUUGCAAGGAAUGUUGA